Paramisgurnus dabryanus is the source of this 5891-nucleotide messenger RNA. Lineage: Eukaryota; Metazoa; Chordata; Actinopteri; Cypriniformes; Cobitidae. The record is from RefSeq and is a predicted model, not a curated record.
UCCUCUAAAUAUCUUCUUUCGUGUUCAUCAGAACAGGGAUAUUUAUAUAGAUUUGUUACAACAUAAGAGUGAUAAAAUAAUGACAGAAUUUUUAUUUUUGGGUGAACUUUCCCUUUAACAACUUAAGCUUUGUUCUGUUUUUCCUAACUGUACUAUAAACUAAACAGUUUUAUAUGCAAUUUACUACACAAUGUCGUAAAUACUGUGGAUUAUUUAGGUUAAAUCUUACCUAAUGCUUAUGCUAAAUGUGUGAAGCACACUUACGUUCUAAUUUUUGAGGUGCUCUGAGUUACUGAUUUGUUAUUUGGCAGUGACGUCUCAUGAGUUUGGUGUUGAAUCGAUCAGUCAACCGUUCAUUAAAAUGAAUCAGUUCAAAUGAAUCAGUUCAAAUGAGUCAUUAAGUUGUGAAUCGGACUCUAUGCACACCCCCUCUCCCGCAAUCACACAUUAAAUGUUCAAAUACAGCAUGGCAGAAUAAAAAAGCAAUGCAAGAAAACCCUGAUAUCUGUUCAAAUUACUGCUUUUUAUUAUGGUUUUGAAAUAAAAAUGAAAUAAAAUUUAAGCUGUUUGCUUCUUUAAAUGCACUAAGUAAAUAAACAUUUGGAAAGUAAUAAACUUUGCUGCGUAAUAAAUUUCCAAAUUUAUGUUAUUUAAAGGGGACAUUUCACAAGACUUUUUAUGAGGUAAAAUAUGUCUGGUGUCCCCAGAGUCCAUAUGUGAAGUUUUAGCCCCAAAUACCCAACACAAUUUAUUAUAGCAUGUUUAAGUUGCCACUUUGUAGGUGUGAGCACAAAUGUGCUGUUUUUGGGUGUGUCCUUUAACUGUCUCUUUCUCUCUGCAUUAAAUGGCAGCGACAUGGUUGAAUAGUGGAGAUUAAGGGGCGGUAUUAUUAUAAUAAGAUCCCCUUUUGACAUCACAAGGGGAACCCAGUUUUAAUGACCUAUUGUUUCACAUGCUUGCAGAGAAUGUUUUACUAAAACUAAGUUACUGGGUUGAUCUUUUUUACAUUUUCUAGGUUGAUACAAGCACUGGGGAGUGGGGACCCAAUUAUAGCACUUACAGAUUUUCAAGAUAUGCCCCCUUUAAAUAACACUUAUAAAAUGAAGCUUUGGGGAAUAUACAGAACUCAUUCAAGAAUUAAACUCAUUUUAAUAACAGAAGGCCAAAACAUAUGGGAAAUAACAAAAACACAAGUGAAAUGAUUUGAGGAGUCUUUUGUUGACAGACAAUAGGGAACACUAUGAUUAGAUGGUUAUCUGAGUUAGUUGAAAGUAUAACCUAUAAAGCUUGGUAUGUAGUUUUCAUUUAUUAUUAAUCAUCAUAUUAUCAUUUUGCAAUUUUACAAACUAUAGCUGCUCAAAAUAUGAUUCAUUUUAAGCAGUCCAAAUGGAAGACUUAACUUAAAAACUUAAUAGAACUAGACGAGUCAACUCGAUAAUAUAGGAAACCAUCACCAUGUAUUUACAAAUGGACCAUCAUAUACAGCUGUGUGUAUUUGUCUGAGCGUACAAAUCUUUUUUAAUAAUAGUUUAAUACUUUGUGAAAUGCCCAUGCAUUACAUCAGUAUUAAAUAAGUGAAUAACUUUUCCCAUGAUGCUUGGGGGGGGUGACAUGGCUAGAGGUCAAGAAAAAGUGGCACAACUUGCCUCACACUUCCAUAGAGAUGUAAGCAACAGUAAUCUUCGGGAUGUGUGGUGUUGCAGUGCGCAACACUCCUUGUUCUGGCCCUGACCGGCUUUCCAUUGAUGGGUGCUGUGCUGGCUCUGUAAAGUUUCAUUAGGAGUGUUCAUCCGAAUCUACAUUUCAGUUUUCCACUAUAUGUAUAACAAAAUAUCAUAAGAUCCAUAGUCAGGAAGAAUUUAUUAGGGGGAAAUUGUACAUUUGUUUAUUUGACAAACUUGUAAUAAUGCAAUUGUUAAUUUAAUUGUUUUUGUAAAGUACUCUGAAAGGUACUUGAUUGAUUUGUAGUUUUUUGGUAUUUAUGAAUAUUUGAAAUGCAAAAAUUUAGCCAGUAUUAAACUUAAUUUGUUUUUCGCAGUGUUUGUGUUAUUGUGUUAUAUAUAUAUACACACUAUUUGUCCCACAGCAACAAUUGACCCAGUGUAGCAAGACCCCGGGCACACAAGGGGAGCCACAGCACCACAAAACAUAUAUAGACAAGACUGUUGACAAACACAAGAACGUAUUUUUAAUGAUUGAGUAAAAUGAUCUUGAGCUAAUUCUAUUUUGAUCUUAUCAUUGGUUAGUGUAAUGGUCCAGCCUCUCAGUCUGUUGCGCAAGCAUAGACUCUCGGAAAUCCCAAUUGCGCAGUUUGCUUUAACAAACAACGCAGUCAUCACAUACGUUUUGUAAUUAUGAGUAAAUGCGCGAGCUUUACUGAGGGAGAGUUCUAUGAGGUGCAUUUUGAUUCACGUGCAUAUGUUAAGAAUUACUAUACCUGCCCUCGCGGUCAAUUUUUGGAGAAUUUCCGUAGUUUCGUUUUGAGAAGCUUUAGCAGAAUUUUCUCAACAGGAGAACAUAUAGGCCAGAGGCUGAUUGAUGUUGGCAGCGGACCAAAUAUCCACAGCGUCUUGAGCGCGUGCCAACAUUAUGACGAGAUUGUCUUGUCUGAUUUCGUCGAUAAUAAUCGUAGAGAAAUCGAAAAAUGGUUGCAAAAUCAAGACGGCUGUAUAGACUGGACAGCUGUUGUACAGUACGUAUGUGAGCUGGAAGGUAAAAGCCCGUCUGAUUUGGAGGCUUUACUGAGGCAACGAGUCAAAAAGGUUUUAAAAUGUGAUGUCCGGUUAGAGAAUCCGUUCUAUCCGCACACACUGGAACCAGCUGACUGUGUCAUUACAUCCCUGUGCCUGGAAGGAGCAUGUAAAGACAUUCAAGCAUACCGUCACGCUUUACAUGGGCUGACCAAGCUCCUGCGACCUGGUGGACUUCUCGUCAUGAUAGGUGUUUUGGGUGAAACCUUCUACAAGGUGAAUGAACAGUCCUUUUCCUGUCUUACACUGAGUCAGUGUGAUAUUGAGGAAGCACUUAGAGGUGCAGGCUUCUCUAUCCAUGAGUUUAAUAUGCUGCCUGUAGUAGAAGACCCAAAAAGCAACUCUGUCUCUGACUUUGAGGCUGUUUUUGAUCUUGUAGCAUACAAAUCUUCUGGAUUGCAAACCAAAUAGAGAAACUAACAAAACAGAACAAAAUCAGCUUAGCAUGCUUAACUUACAUUAGCGGCACUUUAGUUCAGGGUUUUCCUGGAUCAAAAAUAGGUGGUGGUUACAAUCGUUUACAGUGGUGUAGUCUACGUGAUACGCAGGUAUACGCCGUAUACCCACUAGAAAUUAUCAAGGAUUUGCGUAUACCCACUAAAAAUAGCGCGAGGAUGCGUAACAGCAUGGUUUUGUGACAUUUUUAAAGUUUAGUCAUAAUAUAGAUGUGAAGCAUUGACCAUAGCAUGCUACACUUGCUACUUUAGCGGGUUGAAAUACAUAGUAGGCUAUAUACUUCAUGCCGAACUGCGCGAUCCGAUCGGCGUAUGAAUUUCUAUGAAAUCAGAUUACUAUAGUGACGCGAAAGUAACUGGGGAGCAGACUGGUGAGUGACAGCAAAGUACCGCGAGAGAGACUCCAGUUAUCACAUGGAGAAAUCUGCUUUGACUCGCUCUCGCGGUACUUUGACAUCACCAAGAGGUCUGCUUAGCGCCAAAUGAAGUCGAACCUGCAGUGUAGCUGCUCACGCGACACUGUAAACAAACAGUCCAGAGAAGUGAACGAGUGCUGCAACAUAAAAUCCAUAGAGUUUACAACGCACAUGUGAGUAAACAACAUUUAUAUCAUCAGUCCAGUUUAUUGCUUUAUCUGGAGGUAAGGCUCCAAAUGCAAUAAAAUAAGCUCGUGAUAAUAUCCUGAUGGUUUUUAGCUGCCUUCAGUUAUGUUUGCUUGUGCUUCACAGUGUUAAACUUCCCUUCUCUGUGUUCAUUUAUAUCUACGUUCAAGAUGUAUAUGAUCUUAAACUUCUGUGAGGAAAUUCAUCUCUGCGUUGAUGUUCAGUUAAGACUUGCAAAUUAAAUAUCAUUUUCUUCACUUUGGUUUGGGUGUCUAAUAUUAGGCUACAUGAUGGUCUUGUAAUAAUAAUUAAGUAUAAGCCUAUUUUCAUUUUUAGACAAUGCUUAUAUUAAAUGCAAAAAUAAGCUUUUAUAUCAAUGACUAUGCAAAUUAGAGUUAAUUCAUGGUCAUCUUAAAUGUGUAUUAAUUAAAAACAUUUACACCAUUAAAUUACACAUGGUAUGUUAUCAAUAGUUGUCAGAUAAUAGCUGUUGAAAGAGUGGAUAUUUUGUUCUCGUUCAAUGCAUGUGUUAGCCACAGAUUGAAGAUUUAUUUAAUUUUAAUCAACAGUUAAAUAACUUUUGUCCCUGAGUUAGAUGUUGAUUAACACUAAACCAGUCUAAAAAUCAGUCCAGUUUCCCCAGCUGUAAACCCAUUGGCUCUAAAGUCUUUUUUUUUCUUAAAAAAGAGAACACAUUCAGUUUAUGUGUUUAUGAGUACACUUUCAGAAUGCUCUCAGUUACAUGAUACUGUAUGCAUCUGUGAGUGUGGUGUUCCUUAUGAGGUGUCGCGCUAGGACGAGUAAGCAUAAGGGUGAGAGGGAAAAAUCACAGUAUACUCACUACAAAAAUCUAGACUACACCACUGAUCGUUUACAUACACACAGUAAAAAGUAGGGUACCCACCCAUAUGAAUUUCGAGCCUAAAGAUCUUUAACUAGUUAAUAUGUAAAAAUGCUACGGGUAAAACCAAAGUAGGUUUAAAAAAUCCUUUAAAAAAAAUUUAAGAUAUCAUAUCAUUAUCAACAAGUAAAAUAAUAUCCCAUUUUUACUAACAGACUAAUUUUUACCAUAUACAAGAAAUAGCAGCUACUUAAAGGGAUGGUUCACCCCAAAAUUUUUCAGUGGUGGUAACAGUCACAGAUGUGUCUGUGCAUGGCGAUGACAUUUUAGUUAAGUUUAGUUUAAAAGAGCAAGACAUAAUAAUAGUACAAUUUAGUCCACUUUAAAAAGAUCGGUUCAAGUCUAAAAUGUAUUGUUUGAGUUGUCCUAACUAAAACUUGCACUGACAUAUCUUAAAUAAUAUCUGUGCCAUAUUUUUUAUCAAGACAUACACCAUUAACUUUUUGUAAAGUAUAUCUGUAAAAAUUCCAAUAUAACCAAGGCCUAGUCCUGGUUUAAUAUAAACCCUGUCUGGGAAAUGUAAGGGAACCGUACAAUCUUAUGUAAAUAGUGUAAUGUCUUUUCUCUUUAAUAAUUUCAUUUACAUUUAUUUGUGGGAAAAGUUUGUCAUUUUAUUCACAAAAAUACUGUGAAUAGAAAUCAAAGUCAAGUUAACUAGUCCAAAACACUGUGGCCCUGCUAAAUAGAAGUUGCACUACUGCAUAGGUUAGACAGUAUUUUUUUACUUCUUUGAGAAAGACCAUUAAAAAUGUCGUCACAUGAGCAGUGAGUCAAUAUAGAAGGAAUUACAAACAGGGUUUGUGUCAUCUUAUUUGGAGAAACAUACUGUUUUGGUUUUAACUGUAGAGCAUUUUUGUCUUAUGUUUGGUCAUGGCACUGAAAUUACGCAUGUUAUGAUGAUGGAUGUUAAAAAAAUCUACUUUUAACUGAACAACAUUUUAACAGUUACCUGAUUUUCUCUCUUUCUCCUACUUAAUAUUUGUAUAGUAAAAUAUCAUAAGAUCCAUUGCCAGAAAUAAUUUAUUAGGGGGAAAUGAUGAAUUUAUUUGACAAACUUGAAAUAAUGCAAUUGCAAAUUUAAUUGUUUUUAUAAUGUACUCUGAAAGGUACUUCCUUGAUUUGCAUUUGAUUUGUAUUUAUGAAUGCUUGAAAUGCACCAUAAAAAAUGUUUUACAAAAAAGUA